Molecule: messenger RNA, 678 nt
Organism: Kluyveromyces lactis
Lineage: Eukaryota; Fungi; Ascomycota; Saccharomycetes; Saccharomycetales; Saccharomycetaceae
Gene: ENT4
Product: Ent4p
Exons: 1
Coding region: 1-678 (225 amino acids)
Biological process (GO): actin filament organization; endocytosis
Cellular component (GO): clathrin vesicle coat; endosome; plasma membrane
Molecular function (GO): phospholipid binding; clathrin binding
Source: RefSeq, a predicted model, not a curated record
AUGUCCUUCUUUAAGGGACUCAGGAGAGUCGGACAAAGUACCACUCAAUUGAAAGUGAAACAGGCUACUGAUUCGAAUGAAAGUUACGGCGCUACGGGCACUUUGAUGAAUGAAUUGAGUGUUUUGACAUAUAGUGAAAAAAGUGCAAAUGAAAUUUAUGAGGUUAUAAGGAAAAGAUUGAUGAACGGAAGUUCUCGUUUGAAAAAUAGUCAUGACUCCGUUGUACAAGUUUUGAAGACUCUUACAUUAAUAGAAUACUUAUUGUACAAUGGAUCGGAAGAGUUUGUCUUAUGGAUGAGACGUCAUCUGGCAUAUAUUGAGGCAUUGAAAGACUACCAUUGCAGUAACGACAAAGAUAAAUCGAAGGUGAAACAAAUAAAAUCACUUAGUGAGGAUAUCUCUAAGAACUUAAAAGAAGACGACUUUUUGGAGAAACGAAGAUUAGACAUAAUCAUGUUCAGAUCCAGUAUCUCUACUCCAGGCAGAAAAUCAACUGAUAACAGCCACCUUAAUAACAGACAACCGGCGUCUGUUCCAUUGGACGAAGAUAUUUUACCCGAGUUUAAGUCAGUUUUGCAGACAAGAUCACUUGAUCUACAACGAAGGAAGUCAACAAAGUACAGUACUGAUAGGGUACGAUAUCUAGCGACGUUGGCAGAAGAGGAUGAUGGACCGUAG